AUGGCUAAUAAAGCUCCAAUCCGCACCAACGACUCCGCCCUCAUUGCAAUGAUAGCGGAUGAGGAUACGGUUGUUGGACUUCUGCUUGCUGGUGUAGGUAAUGUGGAUUUGCGGAGGAAGACCAAUUAUCUUAUUGUGGACUCGAAAACCACUGUUAAGCAAGUGGAAGACACAUUUAAGGAGUUCACAACAAGGGAGGACAUUGCAAUUGUGUUGAUAAGUCAAUAUGUGGCAAAUAUGAUAAGGUUCUUGGUCGACAGCUAUAACAAUCCAAUUCCAGCAAUUUUGGAGAUUCCUUCCAAGGAUCAUCCUUAUGAUCCUUCACAGGAUUCGGUUCUGUCACGAGUGAAAUACCUCUUCUCAGCUGAAUCAGUGGCCUCUGAUAGGCGUUGA
Linum trigynum is the source of this 393-nucleotide messenger RNA. The record is from the annotation of a GenBank genome assembly. Lineage: Eukaryota; Viridiplantae; Streptophyta; Magnoliopsida; Malpighiales; Linaceae.